AAGAGCGUCCAAGUUCUCUUCAUAUUUCCUCUUCAGGUCCCACUCUCUGUUUCACCAAAACAACGGCGCGGACAAUAAAAUCAGCCGAAGCAGUUUCACCAUUUCCAUUCCCAUUCCCUCUUCCUUUUCUAUGUUUCAAAUUUUAGAGACACUACACAACCUCCCCCUUCUUCUUCUCAAUCCCUUUCUUCCCAUCUGUUCUUUUUAAAAAAAUCCAGGAUUCUGUUUCUAUGUCUUACCUCCAUAUACAUUUUCUUUUCUGUGAAGCUCCCAACACAAAAUCAAUUUGUUUUUCUCUCAUGCAAAUGUCAUAUUCUUGAUCAUCCACUCAACACGAUCUGGACUUUGCUCUCUGUCAUUCAGGUAUGCCUUUGUCUCUCUGGAUAAUUCCUGCCUUUUUCUUUUUUAAGUUUGAUUCAACCAAAUGUCGUCUUCUAUGUUACUCUUUCAAUUUGUUUUCACUUUAUAACCUCUGAAAACAAAAAGUCUUGAGUGCUUCUGUGUUAGAUUAGAUCCCCAAAUGAGUGAGUGGUAAUUCAUCUUUUAACAACUUGUUCCCGGGGUUGAGCUCUCUGUCUUAUGUUCUCAUUACAGCUGCUAAACUGGAACAUCUUCAUGUUUACUCCUUAGAUCAACACAUUUGCUCUCUCAAAACAUUUCAAACUAAUGGAUUGAAAUAGAGGUGGCAGCCCAUUUCGGCCGGAAUGUUAAAACCUUUACUUUCUGGGCUGCUCCUGCUUUCCUUACUCCUCAUUUCAGCAUCUGCAAAUGACAAUGGCCUAUCGCGAUGUAACUGUGACGAUGAGGGCAGCUUAUGGAGCAUAGAGAGCAUUUUAGAUUGCCAGAGAGUGAGUGAUUUUUUGAUUGCAGUCGCCUAUUUCUCCAUCCCUAUCGAACUCUUAUACUUUGUUAGCUGCUCCAAUGUCCCCUUCAAAUGGGUCCUCUUCGAGUUCAUCGCUUUCAUUGUUCUUUGUGGAUUGACCCAUUUGCUAAAUGGUUGGACCUAUGGCCCUCAUCCCUUUCAACUCAUGCUUGCUCUCACUGUCUUCAAGAUUCUAACCGCUCUCGUUUCGUGCGCCACCGCCAUCACACUCUUCACGCUCAUUCCUUUGCUUCUUAAAGUGAAGGUUAGAGAAUUCAUGUUGAAGAAAAAGGCAUGGGAUCUUGGUCGCGAAGUUGGGAUUAUAAUGAAGCAGAAGGAAGCUGGAUUGCAUGUUCGAAUGCUUACUCAGGAGAUUCGGAAAUCGCUUGAUAGGCAUACAAUUCUUUACACUACCCUUGUUGAGUUAUCUAAGACUUUGGGAUUGCAGAAUUGUGCUGUGUGGAUGCCUAAUGAGAUCAGGACGGAGAUGAAUUUAACUCAUGAAUUGAACGGGGGAAGUUAUUCCAACACGGAUAUAUAUUCAAUACCGAUUACUGAUCCUGAUGUUGUUAGGAUUAAAGGGAGCGACGGAGUGAACAUACUUAGCCCCGGUUCAGCCCUCGCUGCUGGGAGUAGCAGAGACUCCGAUGAGCAAAGACCUAUGGCCGCAAUUCGGAUGCCAAUGCUUCGAGUUUGCAAUUUCAAAGGAGGAACUCCUGAGAUAAUACAGGCCUGUUAUGCAAUAUUGGUACUCGUUCUUCCCGGGGAAGAGCCGAGAUCUUGGACUAACCAGGAAUUAGAGAUAGUAAAGGUGGUGGCUGAUCAGGUGGCUGUGGCUCUUUCCCAUGCUGCAGUUCUUGAAGAGUCCCAAUUCAUGAGGGAGAAAUUGGAGGAGCAAAACCGAGCCUUGCAACAGGCGAAAAUGAACGCAAUGAUGGCAAGCCAGGCGAGAACAGCGUUUCAGAAGGUAAUGAGCGAUGGUAUGAAGAGACCGAUGCAUUCUAUUUUGGGUUUAAUUUCGAUUAUGCAGGACGGGAAUCUAAAUACUGAACAAAGGAUCCUCGUCGAUGCAAUGAUGAAGACUAGCAAUGUGCUAUCAACAUUAAUAAACGACGUAAUGGAAAUUUCAACAAAAGAUAGCGGAAGGUUUCCCUUGGAAAUGAGAUCAUUCCGAUUACGUGCCACAAUCAAAGAAGCAGCUUGUCUCGCCAAGUGCUUAUGCGUUUAUAGGGGGUUGGGUUUUUCAAUUGAAGUCGACAAGUGCUUGCCUGAUAAUGUCAUGGGAGAUGAGAGGAGGGUUUUUCAAGUGAUUUUGCAUAUGGUUGGUAACCUGCUCGAUGGCAAUAACAGAAGAGGGUCUGUGUUGCUUCGGAUUCUCUCGGAGAAUGGAAGCCAGGAAAGGAGCGAUCAUAAAUGGGCAGCCUGGAGAAGUAACACACCUGAUGGAGAUGUAUAUAUCAGAUUUGAAAUUAUUGUGCAGGAUGAUGUUUCUGAAUCCGAAGGUUCAAGUUCAGAUGUGCAUCUUGGAGGUAGGAGGUAUACCAGUGACGGAAUUGAGGAGAGCUUGAGCUUCAGCGUUUGCAAAAAGCUGGUUCAGUUGAUGCACGGGAAGAUCUGGGUAGUACCGAAUGCUCAAGGCAUUCCUCAAAGCAUGGGGCUAGUCCUUCGGUUUGUACUCCGUCCGUCAAUUUCCAUAGCUACAACUGAAUCUGGAGAAUCAUAUGAUCACCCCCAUUCCAACACUUUAUUUAGAGGCUUGCAAGUUUUAUUAGCUGAUGCAGAUGAUGUCAAUAGAGCUGUAACACGAAAACUGCUCGAGAAAUUAGGUUGCUGUGUUAUUACAGUUUCAUCUGGAUUUGAAUGCCUUAGUGCUGUUGGUCCGUCCGCGUCUUUCCAAAUUGUUCUUGUCGAUCUUCAAAUGCCUGAGUUGGAUGGAUUUGAGGUUGCAUCGAGAAUACGAAAGUUCCGAAGCCGGAAUUGGCCGUUGAUCGUGGCCCUAACAGCAAGCACAGAUGAUGACAUGUGGGAAAGGUGUUUGCAGAUUGGAAUGAAUGGUGUGAUUCAGAAGCCGGUUAUGCUUCAAGGAAUUGCAAAUGAGCUUCGAAGAGUUGUUCUUCAGGCAAACAAGGUGAUGUGAUAACAUUAUUACAGUUCAGCUAAAUUCCCAUCAACCUUGUACCGUACAAAUGUCUACAUUAUUACAUAUACUACCUUCACAAUCUCAAUGAUAUAUACAGAAUUAGCUUCUUUCAUUA
This is a messenger RNA of Mercurialis annua (annual mercury), 3117 nucleotides long. RefSeq names its product ethylene receptor 2. Gene Ontology annotation, molecular function: ethylene receptor activity; phosphorelay sensor kinase activity; protein binding. The record is from RefSeq and is a predicted model, not a curated record. The transcript is spliced from 2 exons. Gene Ontology annotation, biological process: phosphorelay signal transduction system; response to ethylene. NCBI's taxonomy places the organism in Eukaryota, Viridiplantae, Streptophyta, Magnoliopsida, Malpighiales, Euphorbiaceae. Bases 705 to 2999 code for a protein of 764 amino acids. Gene Ontology annotation, cellular component: endoplasmic reticulum; endoplasmic reticulum membrane.